AUGUACCGAAUCGGUGUAGACGUCGGCGGAACCAAUACCGAUGCGGCUAUUCUAGAUCUCACUGCUGUCGAAUCCCAAUCUCGUGGGGUGCUGGCCACCUGCAAGACCUCGACAACCCGAGAUGUAACACAGGGUAUCAAGACUGCCAUAGAAGAUGUGCUUGUCGAGUCCAGGGUCGAAAGGAGCAAAGUUCUCAACGUGUCCAUUGGCACCACGCAUUUCGUAAACGCCGUGGUUGAAAACGAUGCCCGAAGACUCCAUCGGGUGGCGGCUCCGCCGUUUUCCGAUUUCCCAUAUGCUUUGAGAAACAUCAUCGAGGGUCCUUCAUUCUAUCUGGAUGGCGGCUUGGAAAUCGACGGUCGCGAAAUCACUCCUCUGAAUCCCGACCAAAUCAAAGAAACGGCAACGGCAAUUUCCCGAGCCGGUAUUCGAUGUGUUGCUGUGGUCGGGGUAUUUUCUGCCCUCGACCAUGAUGGCAUUCACGAAGAAAGGUGUAAAGCUCUCUUACAAGAAGCCCAACCCGCAUUGUCGGUGGUGUGCUCUCAUUUGAUCGGAGGACCGGGUCUCUUGCCACGAGAGAAUGCCACCAUCCUGAAUGCCUCCAUCCUCGAGUUUGCUCGAAAAACCAUCACGGGCUUUCGACGGGCCAUGUCUCGACUUGACCUCUCUUGUCCCCUGUAUCUCACUCAAAAUGACGGAACUCUCACCGAUGCCGCCGUUGCAGCUGAAUUGCCGGUGAAGACAUUCGCCAGUGGUCCAACCAACAGUUUGAUGGGAGCUGCAUUUCUUCAGGGCUUGGAUCAUGGAGAUAAACGAAUGACCGAUACACAAUUCGUCGUCGUCGAUAUUGGCGGCACCACCACUGAUAUCUGUGCUCUCCUCCCCUCGGGAUUUCCUCGCCAAGCACCCAAUUUCGUCGAAGUCGGUGGUGUUCGAACGGCCUUCUCGAUGCCGGACGUACUCUCUAUCGGUCUGGGUGGAGGGAGUCGCGUGCGACAAAAUGGGGAAAUUGUCACUGUUGGGCCCGACUCCGUUGCUCAUCGCCUGACGGCCGAUGCCAUGAUAUUUGGGGGGAAUAUCAUGACAGCAACUGAUAUUGUCGUCGCUUCCAAGGCGGCAGAUAUUGGAGAUUGGGAAAAGGUCAACAGCCUUCCGGAAACCCUGGUCGCAGCUGCCAAGGCGGAUAUCCAAAAGCAACUGGAAAGAGCCAUUGACAAUAUGAAAGUCUCCUCUGCCCCUGUCUCUGUUCUGCUGGUCGGCGGUGGAUCGGUCAUUCUCACGGACUCUCUCAAUGGGGUGGAAGAAUGCUUGCGACCGCCUCAUCACGAUUCUGCAAACGCCGUUGGAGCGGCGAUUGCCAAGGUUGCCGGGGAAGUUGAUGUGAUUGAAAUCCUGGCCGGUCGCGAUGAGAAUCGAGCAGUCGAGAUGGUCAAAAAAGCAGCUAUUGAUGCAGCCAUCUCCAGAGGGGCAGACCAAAGGAACGUCGAGGUCGUGGAGAUCAAGAAAAUACCGCUGCAGUAUGUGACCAAUAAGGCCACCAGAUUUGUCGUCAAGGCCGUUGGUGGUCUCCGAGCAGCAGAAGUCUCGAUCCAAGAGUCUGGCCAGAUGAAUAUUCCCGAUGAGGAUUGGGAGAAUGAUAAUAAUCCAGGGGACGAAACGACCAAGGCUGAGAUGACGAACACGGAAAAGGGGAGCAUGGCUAAGCCGUCCUUGGGCAUGGAUCUGGCAAACUAUCGUCCCAGAGUCGAAAACGGAGUUUGGUAUAUCUCUCCCGUUGACGUUGAACUGAUUGCUUUGGGAACGGGAAUUCUAGGUACCGGUGGUGGAGGUUCCUCAUACCUCAUGGCAUUAUACACCCUCAGCAUUCUUCGCAAAAGCAAUACUGGGACCAUGCGAGUCAUUCGCCCUGAAGCUCUGAAAGAUUCAGACAUAUGUGUCUUUGGUGCUUCAUACGGAGCCCCGUCCGUAAGUGACGAAAGAAUAAGUUCGGGCACAGACGUCUUUUCGACCAUUGAUGCCAUCAACACCGUAAUGGGUAUCACUGACUUUCAAGGUAUUGUUGCCGACGAAAUCGGUGGUGGGAAUGGUUUGGUUGUUUUCCCCACGAGUGCUCGAUACGAUCGACCGGUGAUCGAUUGUGAUUUGAUGGGACGAGCUUAUCCAACGCUGGAACACGGUACUCCAUAUGUUUAUGGAAUGCCCUUGUUACCAUUUGGCACGGCCGAUUGUAAAGGCAACACGGCUCUUGUUGUUGCUGCCGAGACCAAUACACGAGUGGAGAGCAUGGUUCGUAACACCUGCAUAGAACUCGGCAAUGCCACCGCUGUAGCCGCGAGACCCUUGACUGGUGACAUUAUUCAGAAAUAUUCCGUUCCCAAUACCAUAUCACAAGCAUGGUACCUAGGAAGAGCUGUCCUCUUGGCUAGGCAGUCCAAACUUGACUUUAUAGAAGCAAUCGCAAGUGUCACACCGGUCAAGACCCUCUAUACGGGUAAGAUAAUUGAUGUAACAAGGGACGUUUCUCGAGGCUACACUAUGGGUCGCAGCGUAAUAGCUCCGUUGGGUGCGGAUGAGGACGACACAUGGAAUGGUUCAGCCCCUGAGACUCAGCAUUUGGUAAUUCCUUUUCAAAACGAAUACUUGUACGCGGCAUACGUGGAUGAUGCCAGCGGGAAAGGGAAAGAGGAUGUCAUCUGCACCGUUCCAGACCUGAUAUCAAUCCUUGGUCAAGAUGGAGAAGCGUUGGGAUCCCCAGAACUUCGCUAUGGUCUGAAAGUCCGAGUCAUUGGUAUGCCGGCACAUCCUUUAUGGACAGGGACACCAGAAGGAUUGAGAAUUGGAGGUCCAGAAUACUUUGGUUUGCCAUUGGAAUGGAAGAGUGUGGGGGAAUAUCGCCGUCCCAAAAGUGUCAUUGAAGAAUUCGAUUCGUUAGGAUGUUCAUAG
Molecule: messenger RNA, 2943 nt
Organism: Rhinocladiella mackenziei CBS 650.93
Lineage: Eukaryota; Fungi; Ascomycota; Eurotiomycetes; Chaetothyriales; Herpotrichiellaceae
Exons: 4
Coding region: 1-2943 (980 amino acids)
Biological process (GO): glutathione metabolic process
Cellular component (GO): cytosol
Molecular function (GO): 5-oxoprolinase (ATP-hydrolyzing) activity
Source: RefSeq, a predicted model, not a curated record